AUGCAUCCGUCGCAAGUUGUUGCUAUUGUUCUUAUUGUUAUUUCUGUGAGUUUCAUCAAUGCAGAAAUUAUUCAAAAAGGAAAACUUGCUAAGCAUGGAAUGUUGAAGGAGAACAAGCCGAAUUGUCUAAUGAUAAGAUCUGGAUUGGGAUGUGCUUGUUCAUCCUGCAAGGAAAUCGUUGGAUUCACCAGAAUGUUGAUUCUCAACCAUGUGCCAGAAGAGCAAGAAGUACUCGAUAAAGUGUGUAACAGAAUUUUCGGUGAUGACAAGAAGAAGGAGUCGUUCUGCGAGGAAUUGAUCAAGGAAGAGCUCCCGGACAUUAUCAAGUACGUCAGAAGCCAUUUGGAGCCAAAGCAAGCUUGUGCCAAGUUCUGUUAA
Messenger RNA from Caenorhabditis remanei, 378 nucleotides. RefSeq lists its product as uncharacterized. Lineage: Eukaryota; Metazoa; Nematoda; Chromadorea; Rhabditida; Rhabditidae. The coding region runs from base 1 to 378 and encodes 125 amino acids. The transcript is spliced from 4 exons. The record is from RefSeq and is a predicted model, not a curated record.